Molecule: messenger RNA, 1221 nt
Organism: Papilio polytes (common Mormon)
Lineage: Eukaryota; Metazoa; Arthropoda; Insecta; Lepidoptera; Papilionidae
Gene: eIF2alpha
Product: eukaryotic translation initiation factor 2 subunit 1
Exons: 7
Coding region: 125-1123 (332 amino acids)
Cellular component (GO): eukaryotic translation initiation factor 2B complex; eukaryotic translation initiation factor 2 complex; multi-eIF complex
Molecular function (GO): translation initiation factor activity; ribosome binding; RNA binding
Source: RefSeq, a predicted model, not a curated record
CGUUUAUGACAGAUGCUGUCAACCUAAACAACUGUCAAGGACGUUCAACGUGAACACAUUUUAACAUUUCAUCAUAGUCUUAUUUUAUUAAUUAAAAAGACUUGUUUACAGAAAACAACGCAAGAUGCCGUUGUCGUGUCGGUUUUACCAGGAGAAAUAUCCUGAGGUUGAAGAUGUAGUUAUGGUGACUGUGAGGUCUAUCGCAGAGAUGGGCGCGUACGUCCAUUUACUUGAAUACAACAAUAUUGAGGGCAUGAUACUUUUAUCUGAGUUGUCGAGAAGACGUAUUCGGUCCAUCAACAAACUUAUUAGGGUUGGGAAGACUGAACCAGUUGUAGUUAUCAGAGUAGAUAAAGAAAAAGGUUACAUAGAUUUGUCAAAACGUCGUGUUUCCGCUGAAGAUAUAGAGAAGUGUACAGAGAGGUUUGCAAAAGCAAAAGCAGUGAAUUCAAUACUGCGGCAUGUUGCGGAACUGUUGCAUUACGAGAGUUCAGACCAGCUGGAAGAGCUGUAUCAAAGAACUGCUUGGCAUUUCGAAGAAAAAUAUAAGAAGAAGGCAUCAGCAUUUGAUUUCUUCAAACAGGCUGCUGUAGAUCCAUCUGUGCUCAAUGAAUGUGGACUUGAUGAGAAUACAAAACAAGUUCUAUUGGAAAAUAUCAAACGCAAGCUUACUUCACAAGCGGUGAAGAUCCGAGCUGACAUUGAGUGUGCAUGCUACGGUUACGAAGGUAUUGAUGCGGUGAAAGCAGCGCUCAAAGCAGGCCUUUCACUCUCUACACAGGAAAUGCCAAUAAAGAUCAAUUUGAUAGCUCCACCUUUAUAUGUGAUGACGACAUCAACGCCGGAGAAGACUGACGGUCUGAAAGCGCUGCAGGACGCGAUAGACAAGAUCAAGGAGACGAUCACACUGUCCGGUGGCGUGUUUAACGUACAAAUGGCGCCUAAAGUGGUGACAGCGACGGACGAGGCGGAGCUGGCGCGGCAGAUGGAGCGCGCGGAGGCGGAGAACGCGGAGGUCGCCGGAGACUCCGCAGACGAGGAUGAGGACCAAGUAGGUAUGGGCGACGCCGGAGACGACGAGCCUCAACAGAACGGUGCUUCCGACGAGGAAGAAGAGAACUGAGCAUAGAUAUACAGAUAUAUAUCACAGUGUACAUCCGCUAUACAUAUUGUAUCGCCAUCAAACUACUAAAUAAAAUAUACUUCCCUUUUAUACAAAUA